GGUGGCUAGGGGCGGCGGGGAGGGAGGGCGAAAGAGGGCGACAGGGCGGGCACCUUGGCGGAACCCAGGUGCGCGUCCCACGUGCGCGCACGCGGCCCCAGUGGGAUCGUCCUCCCCCGAGCCUCAGAGGAAGAAGAAAUUGACUAAAUGAAAAACAUGAAGCCAAAUAGAAUCCCCCCUUGUAUUGUUUCAAGACAGGGAAGUAAAAGUAAACCAUUGUUGUCUUUUUCCAGUGAUAUCCUGGGUUUUAUUACUGGAAACACCGAGUUUUUCUAAUACUCAUGAUGUCAGAAGGGAAAGCUCCUGCGAAGAAAAGACCUCGUAGAAGUUUAUCAGCCAGUAAAACUAAAACAAAAGAAUGUAACUCUAUUAUUUCAUUUUUUAACAAUGCACCACCUGCUAAGCUUGCCUGCCCUGUUUGUAGUAAAAUGGUGCAGAGAUAUGACUUAAACCGGCAUCUUGAUGAAAAGUGUGCUAACAAUGAUGACAUCACUCCAGUUGAUCAGAGGCAUGUUGACUUAACAAAUUCACAUGUGCCUACAGUAGAUUUAACCAAUAUUGUCUUAGAAGAUGUAAUGCCAGGAAAGUUGUCACCAUUAAAGAUAAGUUUAACCCCUGACCAAAGUGAUUCAGCAAACAUGGGCAUAAAACAGCAGACCAGCCCCUACUUUAAAAAUAAUGAUGAUUUGGGGUGCAAAAAUCAAGAUAAGCUGAGACAUCAUAAUGUGAAAGUCAUUACUUUGGGAAGCCUGUCAUCUAAAUUGUCCAGAAGAUACACAGAGGCUAAAAGAGCAAUAGAUAAGAAUGAGGAAUUUGCCAAUAAGAGUCCACAGAGUUCCUCAUCCACAGUGGUUAGGACCCUGGUUGAUAACUGUUCAGAGACUGAGGACAAGGAUCAAAUUUUGGAGAACAGUUCUCAAAAGGAAAAUGUGUUUGCCUGUGAUUCUCUUAAGGAGCGGAGUACACCUGAACAUACUGUAGAAGGCACAAAAAUAAUGGAAGCUGAAAGCCAAACGGCUACCCAGGAAUAUGAGAGAUCACCCCUUGGCCCUGCCUUCUCAGAUAAUGCUGCUAUGUUAUUUUCACCAGAUUUAACUCUUGGGAAUACAUUGAAGUCUACUUCAGAGCACAGUCUUGCAAAGUGGGAGAGCAUCAAAGGAGUAGGUAAUCAAGAUGUUGAAAAAUGUGAGGCAGGUAGUUGUGAAGAAGUGAAAGUGACUGUUGCUUCAGAAACUAAAACACAGUUGUCAAAUUGGGAGGCAAAGUCUGAUAGUUCUACACAUGAUGAUUCUAAAGGGCAUAACAUCCAGUACCUUUCUCCGGAAGGUGACAGUGACUUAAAGAAUGAAAUCACUUGCGGAAUUCCUUUGGAGCAGGGGUCAAGCUGUGAUGUUCCUGGUAAAACAAUUACAGUACCACCAAGUCAUCCUUACUACCUUCGGAGUUUCCUCGUGGUGCUGAGAGCUGUAUUUGAGAAUGAAGAAGAUAGGAUGCUCUUUGAUGAACAUGAGAGGGGAAUUGUAACUAAAUUUUAUCAAUUAUCAGCUAGUGGUCAGAAGUUAUAUGUAAGACUUUUUCAACGUAAAUUUGGCUGGAUUAAGAUGAAUAAAUUGGAAUAUGAAGAGAUUGCUCCUGACUUAACACCUGUGAUUGGAGAACUGCAGCAAGCAGGCUUUCUGCAGACAGAGUCUGAGUUGCAAGAACUCUCUGAAGUGCUUGAACUGCUUUCUGCUCCUGAACUAAAAACCCUGGCCAAGACCUUCCACUUAGUGAAUCCCAAUGGACAGAAACAGCAACUCGUGGACACCUUUCUCAAAUUGGCCAAACAGCCUUCAGUCUGCACUUGGGGAAAAAAUCAGUCUGGAAUCGGUGCCGUGAUUUUAAAAAGAGCUAAAGAUUUGGCAGGAGAGUCACUGAGAGUCUGUAAAGGCCCUCGGGCUGUGUUUUCCCGGGUCUUGCUGCUAUUUUCAUUGACGGACUCCAUGGAAGACGAGGAAGCUGCCUGUGGUGGUCAGGGACAGCUUUCUACUGUGCUUUUGGUCAAUCUUGGCCGAAUGGAGUUUCCUAGGUACACCAUCAAUCGGAAAACCCAAAUCUUCCAAGAUAGAGAUGAUCUCAUCAGAUACGCAGCGGCCGCGCACAUGCUGAGUGACAUUUCUACUGCAAUGGCCAAUGGGAACUGGAAAGAAGCUAAAGAGCUCUCUCAAUGUGCAAAAAGUGAUUGGAACAAACUGAAAAACCACCCUUCCCUGAGAUACCAUGAGAAUUUACCACUCUUUCUGCGCUGCUUUACUGUCGGGUGGAUUUACACAAGGAUUCUGUCCCGUACUGUUGAAAUAUUGCAGCGACUUCACUUGUAUGAGGAAGCAGUCAAGGAACUUGAAAACCUCUUGUCACAGAAAGUGUAUUGUCCUGACAGCAGAGGCCGGUGGUGGGAUAGAUUGGCUCUCAACUUACACCAGCACUUGAAACGCCUUGAACCGGCUAUUAAGUGCAUCGCAGAAGGGCUGGCAGAUCCAGAAGUAAGAACAGGACAUCGUCUUUCACUGUAUCAGAGAGCCGUGCGCCUGAGAGAGUCUCCGAGCUGUCAGAAGUACAGGCACCUCUUCCAUCGGCUACCAGAAAUAACUGUGGAAGAUGUUAAACAUGUGACCAUCACGGGCCGGCUGUGCCCGCAGCGUGGGAUGGGCAAGUCUGUGUUCGUGAUGGAGGCUGGGGGGCCCACCGCCCCUGCCACAGUCCUGUGCUCUGUGGAGGAGGUGGCAUUGGCCUAUUAUAGACGCAGCGGCUUCGACCAGGAAGGGCACCUGUACCUGCUGACAGCUCAUCACCGUGCUAUGUGUGACCAAAUGGGGCUCAAGAGGAAAUGCACAGUGAAAGUGGGAAGUCCCUGUUUGGGAGUUGGGACUGGUCCGAGCAAGAAAAGAUGGAGUAAAACACAGAGGGAAGAGAGACGCUAUAGAGAAGAAGUGUGAACCCCAGUGAAGACAGAGAUAAACAGACCUGAGAGGUUAGAAAUGAAAGAAUAGAAUGAGCAGCCGUCCCCAGAUGAACUGUAGGAGAUGCAUGAACUGGGCAGUUGGGGGAGGAGGGCAUGGAUAUCAGGGCCUGUGGUGGGUGGGCUGUGAGCCAGACCCAGUGAAAUGCUUUCCGUUUAGCCACGAGCCUGAAAAACGGACGGAUGAUUCCAAUUCCAGAAUAUAAAAUAUUUUCUUCAUUUAUUAAAAUUGAUGCAGUGAAAAUGAGCAAACCCUUGCUGUCAGUCUGUUCGAGAGAAGAUUAGAGGGUAAGGGCAAUGUCAGGCUCUCUUCAGGGAAAUUUAUUUCUGACUUAACUCAGAAGGAGCUCACCAAAAAUGAUUUCACUUACAAUACAAAUGCAUGGCGUAGACGGCUUAGGAGUUCAGGGAUCCUGACCUCCAGCAUUCCUGCCUGGCCGGCGGAUAGUGCAUACUCCCAGACAGAAAGCAGGCUGGAAAUCAAGUUUCACACAGUUUCACUCUCGGCCGGGCAGGAGCCCAGGAUCCCAGCGCGCAGCUUGCUGAAGAAAAGGGCUCAGCUCCAGCCCGGAGGCCUGAGACACUUCAUGUUGUUCCUGUGGCUGUCCUUUCGCGUCUCCGAGACAGGCUGCAUGGCCGAGGGGCUAGAACUGAGAGAGGGACAGAAGGCACAGCGCAGCCUCAGCAAGGCGGGACAGAGGGGGCCCGGCCAUGCCACUUCUGGCAGAAGUUCUGGUCUCUGCACUUCCACACAGGACACACGUGCAGGCACGGCCUGGUCUCUGCUCUCUGUGUCUUGUGCUGCACCGUGACCUGGCACAUGACAGAGCAGGGCCUGCCAGCCAGAAGUGCCCUUCUGCCUGCAUAUUGGGACAGGGUUGGUUGGGGGUGG
Messenger RNA from Acinonyx jubatus (cheetah), 3890 nucleotides. RefSeq names its product FANCD2 and FANCI associated nuclease 1 (gene FAN1). Gene Ontology annotation, cellular component: nucleus. Gene Ontology annotation, molecular function: 5'-3' exonuclease activity; flap-structured DNA binding; 5'-flap endonuclease activity. The coding region runs from base 282 to 2975 and encodes 897 amino acids. The transcript has 12 exons. Gene Ontology annotation, biological process: interstrand cross-link repair. The record is from RefSeq and is a predicted model, not a curated record. Lineage: Eukaryota; Metazoa; Chordata; Mammalia; Carnivora; Felidae.